AACCUCCGCACUGCCAUCGGCUUGCCACCGACAUAUGCGCUUCCAUGCCCAACGACAACAUGUCGUGUACUCGCUCGACGCCCUCCUUUACCAACUCUUCCUCCUCUCGUACCUCAUAGAUCCUGUACUCUUGCGGUUCAUUUUCCGGUCAUCGAUACAAACCCAAUUAACUCGUCCGCGAGAGAUGGGGCGGUCUGUUAGGUUCUAUUUUGUCUGUCUCUGUGUGCUUCAUAUACCGGUCAUCCUUCGGCACCCCUUCUUCCCUUUUGAAUAUGACUCGCGUGGCGUAUUACUUGACUUUGUUGGUCGAGCAUUUUCGCCGCCCUUUAUUCUCGUCAUUACUACGGACGUUCUCAUAUUUAUUCUUCAAGUCAUCACUGUAAUAAUUGCGCACGAAACUGGAGCAGAAGUCGACCCCGAUGUACCAGAUCCCCUCGCAUAUGAUUCUUCAUCUGUCGAUGUCGGUGGCGAUGAAAAUCUAUUCCACAAACAGCAUUAUCGUGAACCAAUACUUCAUCUUCGCCUCCGUCCGACUUGGCAGAGUAUCAGACAUCCACCGCCGCCACGACCCCCGGGUCUUCCUCUGCCUGGAGUUACGCAGCGUUUAUCGGGUGCAUCGCGUUUGGAGCAGUUACUGAGAACAAUGCAGCGAAGAGUAAGGGAACAGACGGAAGCGAUGGCACAAGCCAGUGGGAACAAUGUGGGAGCCGAGAACGCAGAUACACCGAGCCCAAGGACUGGGAAUGGACUGCCUGGUGCGAUGCCACCAGAGAGAUAAAUGGUCCAUGAGUCGUAUCUUGUAGUAGUCUUCACCACUUUCUCUUCAU
Cantharellus anzutake is the source of this 827-nucleotide messenger RNA. RefSeq lists its product as uncharacterized. The transcript is spliced from 4 exons. Lineage: Eukaryota; Fungi; Basidiomycota; Agaricomycetes; Cantharellales; Hydnaceae. The record is from RefSeq and is a predicted model, not a curated record. Bases 35 to 778 code for a protein of 247 amino acids.